Pseudogymnoascus verrucosus is the source of this 1765-nucleotide messenger RNA. RefSeq lists its product as uncharacterized. Bases 298 to 1662 code for a protein of 454 amino acids. Gene Ontology annotation, molecular function: ATP binding; phosphotransferase activity, alcohol group as acceptor. The transcript is spliced from 2 exons. Gene Ontology annotation, biological process: peptidoglycan turnover; amino sugar metabolic process. The record is from RefSeq and is a predicted model, not a curated record. Lineage: Eukaryota; Fungi; Ascomycota; Leotiomycetes; Thelebolales; Thelebolaceae.
UUUCGCCCAUAUGCAAUACUCCGAAGUCCUUGGCAAAGCCAACCUCGAUGAUUCAAGGACAAGUUGCGAACAGCCGUAAGCAUUAAGACCACUUUAAAGCGUAGAAUGGGAACCCACUGACUAUCUUUUUCACAUUAUUCAUGAUUUCGGUUAUGUACUGCCUUUCUUCCCCCUUCUUUUAUCUCGACAUCAAAUCAAGUAUAUAUUGACUUAAGCACCAUCUUUCUAAGUCUCUCUAGUUUUUGUAUAUACCACAAUUUAUUCAUAGCGGGGACUCCAUAGAGCGGUAAUAUAGCAAUGCCCUCUUCAACUACAAACGGAGCCAGCAACGGCUACGGAAAUGGCAGUACAAAUGGCAUCAAUGUGCCGUCCGAUGCGGCGUUCGACUUGACAGUCCUCGGCUUGAACAGCGGGACUUCCAUGGAUGGCAUCGACUGCGCACUCUGCCGAUUUCGACAGGAGACGCCCAGCUCUCCAAUGCAAUUCGAGCUGUUGAAAUACAGCGAAAUCCCUCUCGAGCCGGUAAUCAAGAAACGAGUCAUGAAUAUGAUCCUUCACAAUAAAACCACACCAGAAGAGCUAUCGGAAGUCAAUGUGCUACUGGGAGAGACAUUUGCGUCUGCAGUCAAGGAAUUCACAAAAGAACAUGGGCUUCAACUGACAGAUAUUGAUGUUGUUGGUUCCCACGGACAGACUAUUUGGUUGCUAUCAAUGCCAGAGGAAGGACAAGUCAAGUCUGCUCUCACAAUGGCCGAGGGAUCAUUUAUCGCAGCACGUACCGGUAUUACAACAGUCACGGACUUCAGAGUCUCAGAUCAGGCGGCUGGACGCCAAGGCGCACCUCUCAUCGCCUUUUUCGACGCCCUGGUACUUCAUCACCCCACUAAACUACGAGCUUGCCAGAACAUCGGCGGCAUCGCUAAUGUGUGCUUUAUUCCGCCGGAUCACCAAGGUGGCGUAGACGCUUGUUAUGACUUUGAUACGGGUCCUGGGAACGUUUUCAUUGAUGCCGUAGUACGUCACUAUACAAAUGGUGAGCAGGAAUAUGACAGAGAUGGAAAGAUGGGCAAGGCUGGGCAAGUGGAUCAGGAACUUGUGGACGACUUUAUGAAGCACAAAUACUUUGGUCUGGAGCCACCGAAAACCACAGGGCGGGAAGUUUUUCGAGACACACUCGCCUUCGAAUUUAUCAAGAAGGCAGAGCAGAAGGGGCUGUCACCGAACGACGUGGUGGCGUCGAUUACUAGAGUUACUGCACAAGCUAUCGUUGAUCACUACCAACGUUAUGCGCCAUCGCAAAACAUCGACGAGAUUUUCAUGUGCGGCGGCGGAGCAUACAACCCAAAUAUCGCAGCGUUCAUCCAAAAAAAUUAUCCGAAUACUAAGAUCAUGAUGUUAGAUGCCGCUGGUAUUCCAGGGAGUGCAAAGGAAGCAAUCACCUUUGCAUGGCAGGCUAUGGAAGCUGUCGUCGGACGCUCCAUCCCAGUUCCGACCAGAGUCGAGACAAGACAGGAGUAUGUUUUAGGGAAGGUGUCUCCCGGCAAGAAUUAUAGAGAGGUCAUGAGGAAGGGAAUACUCUUUGGUGGUAAGGCGGAUCAUCUCAGUCCUGUAAAGGAGCUGGUCAACUACGUUGAGGGGAAGGUUUUCGAUAACAAGUGGUGACGAGAUGUUGGGUGACUGUUUCGUAUUCUGUGUAAUUUAGUGAUUACUUUGCGUAGGUAAUUUCUUCGCUUGUGAAAUACAUACAUAUACGUUAAUAUAAUGA